AUGGAUGUCAAGGCAGCGCCCAACGGGGUGGCCACCAUCGAGGACAGGAUCUUACGGAUCACGGGCUACUAUGGCUAUUACCCCGGCUACUCCAGCCAGAAAAGUGCCUCCCGAUCAUCUGUCACCCGAUGCAAGCCAGGAGCCAACUGCCCCAUCACACGCAGUGGCAUCAGUAGGCAGCUCUCCCCUUUAUCUGUUGCUGAAGAUUCUGCUGCUCCCAUUCUUGAGCUGCAGAGUCGAAGCCCCUCUGGAAUUUGCCGGCACAGCAGAGUCGAGAGGCAGAUCAGAUCAGGAGAAGAAGGGACGCAAACCCAUACCGAGAACAACAGUCAAGAAAACCAAGCACAGACCCGGUGUCAGUCUUGCACAUCUACAUUUCUUAAGGUUGUCUGGGGAUUUCUAAUAAUCUUAUCAGUCUCAUCCUCUUGGGUUGGAACCACACAGAUUGUGAAAAUCACAUAUAAGAACUUUGACUAUCCAUUUUUCAUGACUUGGUUUUCAACAAACUGGAACAUUAUGUUUUUCCCCGUUUAUUAUUCUGGGCACCUUGCAACUGCACAGGAAAAGCAGUCUCCAAUCAAAAAAUUCAGGGAAUGCAGUCGGAUUUUUGGUGAAGAUGGUCUGACGUUGAAACUCUUUCUUAAAAGGACUGCUCCCUUUUCUAUUCUGUGGACUUUGACUAAUUACCUGUAUUUACUGGCUUUAAAGAAGCUGACAGCCACAGACGUCUCUGCCCUGUUCUGUUGUAACAAAGCAUUUGUCUUCUUGCUUUCUUGGAUUGUGCUGAAAGACAGGUUCAUGGGCGUAAGGAUUGUGGCAGCAAUAAUGGCAAUCACAGGAAUUGUUAUGAUGGCAUAUGCAGAUGGUUUCCAUGGCGAUUCAAUUAUCGGGGUAGCAUAUGCUGUUGGAUCUGCAUCCACCUCUGCACUCUAUAAGGUUUUGUUCAAGAUGUUUCUUGGAAGUGCAAACUUUGGGGAAGCUGCUCAUUUUGUUUCCACUCUGGGUUUCUUCAAUUUAAUCUUCAUCUCGUUUACCCCGAUCAUACUGUAUUUUACGAAAGUGGAAUACUGGUCUCCCUUCUCUGCCGUGCCGUGGGGUUAUCUGUGUGGAGUAGCCGGCCUCUGGUUAGCUUUUAACAUAUUGGUAAAUGUUGGAGUUGUGCUGACCUACCCCAUCCUAAUUUCUAUCGGGACAGUGCUCAGUGUUCCUGGAAAUGCAGCUGUGGAUCUCCUAAAACAUGAGGUGAUCUUCAGUGUAGUAAGGUUAGGUGCCACAAUCAUCAUCUGCACUGGAUUUUUGCUAAUGCUGCUGCCGGAAGAAUGGGAUGAAAUUACCCUGCGAUUCAUCAACAGCUUAAAGGAAAAGAAAAGUGAAGAUCACGUAGAAGAUAUCACAGACUCCAGUGUGCAUACAAGGAGCAGAAGCAGAGCCAACGGGACAGUGUCUAUACCACUGGCUUAA
Molecule: messenger RNA, 1461 nt
Organism: Emys orbicularis (European pond turtle)
Lineage: Eukaryota; Metazoa; Chordata; Testudines; Emydidae
Gene: SLC35F4
Product: solute carrier family 35 member F4
Exons: 8
Coding region: 1-1461 (486 amino acids)
Cellular component (GO): membrane
Source: RefSeq, a predicted model, not a curated record